This is a messenger RNA of Filobasidium floriforme, 4520 nucleotides long. RefSeq lists its product as uncharacterized. The record is from RefSeq and is a predicted model, not a curated record. NCBI's taxonomy places the organism in Eukaryota, Fungi, Basidiomycota, Tremellomycetes, Filobasidiales, Filobasidiaceae. The transcript is spliced from 4 exons. The annotation marks the transcript as partial.
UCUUGAUUGUUGGUGAGACCCAAUAUUCUGAAGCCGAGACAUCAGGUAGUCAGACAGCCCAGGCCCUCCUUUGCGAUCUUCAUAUCGACUUAGCCUUGAACGGACGAGAUCUACCCUGGAACCGAAAAGUUUCGCUUCACCCCUAAGAGUUCCAUCGAGCGAACAAAGGGAUUUCUGUUGGUACCCUACAUCAUGUUUUCUUCGUAAUUUCGUAUUGGAUUUCGGGGAGGGACUCGCAAGAAGGCUAUCGUACGGUUUAGGGAACGGUGCAAUAUGAAUUACGAUUACGAUGGGCGCAAAAUCUCUCAACCAUCCCCAUCACGUCCUAACUACAACCAUCACAAAUCUUUGAGUGGAUCUUCGAAUGACCUUUUACGGAUGGCUACGCAGAAUCACCUUGUUCAGCAGCAUUACGACGGAGAACGAGAAGCUCAAGAACCAUACAAAUCAGUAGUAUCGCCAAAUUCUGCCUACACCACGAGAUCUUUGUCGUCGUCAAACCGGUAUUCCUGGGUAGAACGGGAAUCAAUGCAAGAACAAGCUGCACCAAACUCGGGAUCUUCUACUUCUCCGUUUUCACAGAGAACUUUCAUCCUAGACGGCCCAGACAAUGGCACUCUUUCGAACAAUUACAGCUCGCCUGGAGGUGCGAUAGGAGAAUCCCCCAGAGAUCCCUCUUCCAAGCAAAAAAGAAAGAAGGGGUCACCCGGAGCGAAUGUUUUUGGCUCGACGGGGCCAGUUGAUCGUGCUGGAAGCAGUUUCCAUGGGUUUUGGAGCAGUGCCAGAACGGGUACUGCUUCUCAGUCACCUGGACGUCAGAACACAGCGGCCGCAGAAACAUCGUUUUCGCCAUCAGCGACUGUCUUACCAAGCAAGGAUUCGAGAGAUAUCGAUUUCGGGUUUACUUUCCCUGUCGGUGGACCGUCUCGACUCGGGGACCCGAUCAAUAUCCAGGAUCUCGUCCGGUUGAAACCUCAAACUACUUUCCUCGAUCUCACGGAUGGAAAUCGAAAGGCCAAAGCGAAUCACAAUCGCGCCAAGACUGAGCCUGCUCCGGCGAGAUCGCUCUUCGCAUCCCGCCUGUUUUCGGGUCACCGAGAGUCGGCGCAGAAUAGCGUAUCUCAGCUGCCUGUCUUUCGCCAUUCUCGCAAAGCACACGGCAAAUCUGCUUCUAUGAGCGCUUCUCCUUCCAUUUCGGCUCCAUUCGGGGUGUCCAUCGCUGCGUAUCGACCCGUUCCGACGCAUUCGACUGCGGCCCGCGUGUCUCGAUCGCUUGUGAAACCCGAUCUUCGGACUCUAGAUCCGAGCAAUGCAAUACUAAUGCCAGCGGGGCCAAGCCAUAUGCAGAAGCAGGUAGAAGAUUUGGAAUCGCGGAGGAUGUUGUCGGUUUCGCGCCUUCACCAAGAAGGGAUCGGGCUUCGUGCAGGUACCGUAUCUGGCAGGCCUGUUGAAGUUGCGCUAGCAACCCGGCAUACUCAUCAAGACAACGGAGAUGGCUCGGGUCUACGGCCUAUUGCUGCAAUUAGCGAUGCGCAGCUGCAAAGGGGAGGCUCAGACCAGCCUGUUCAUUGGAUGCGUACUGGCCUUUCGCGGUCUGCCAGUCAGGAGGCUGUACAGCUGCUUCAGCCGACACGGUGGGAGGCGCGAAACGGAUGUGAGCAACUCGUCCUACCUCGACCCAAGCUGGUCGCUCACACAGCUUCGCCUCCAGCUACGCCUGAGCAGGUUCAACGCGAACGAGCUUUCAAAGCGGAAGCGAAGGGUAAAGGCAGGGAGCAAGGUCCAGUUGAGGACGUGCUUAUCAUCGAUCGUCAAAAGUAUGGGGUUACCUUUGGAUCGACAAGGACAUCCAGUCCGGCUCUUAGCGGCAUACGUGUGAUGGACGAGGGGGCUGAACGCGAACGGGAACGUCAAGAAUGGGCUCGAUCCGUAGGAGGCACACGCAAACGAAGUGUCAGACGGCCACGUAGUAAUAGCCUCGGUACAGGUGCUGAACGUCCACAUGGCGGCCGAGAACUGCGCAAUCAGGGGGACGCCUACUUCACCUUACCUCGUUCUCCUGAUAACCGUUUCGGGCCAGUCCCCCAAAAAUCCUCUCCACCGAUCAGCACUAGCUUUGGGUUUCUGCCCACUACUGCCAGCCUUCGCUCGCGAUCGCGAUCCGCGACCAGCUCAUCUCGAAAGGCUGGUGGAAGUACUCCCCGCCAGUUCGGCUCCACUUCCACGGAGGCGCAAUCCUUCCGCAAUGCUCCCAGAGACUAUGGAAGUAUUGGCCGCGCUCCCGAGGAUCCGUUCGCCGUUCCCAUACCGCGCACUCCCUCUCAACGCGACAAUCGUUUGUCUCGUAACCAUAGUUCACCGGAUCUUCGUCGUGCGGCGGCUCACACGCCCGACUGGUCGCAAGGCGUCGGCGAUUCUGUCGACCCUCUGCAGACAGCAGGUCCCGACUCCUCUACACAGGCGAAUGCUGUAAAUACAAGACCGAUAACACCACUUUGGUUCAGCCCUCGGACCAAUGGUACGGCCGUUCGCCAUAGCCGUGGAUCUAGCAAUGUUCAGUCUGACAAUCAUUCCCAACGACUGAUGGACGCCAACGAGGUGCGGACGCGGUAUCUGACCUUGUCCGAACCCCCGGUAUUGGGACCGGAACUACCCUUGUCUCCCGCGAGGACCACUUCCCUGAACCAGGUCCACAGUCCCACUCGCAGCACGUCGAGUGGCGUGUGGGCAGAGCCGUUACCGCCGCAUACGGCUCGCGCAUUGGCUUCGCGGCUGUCGAACUCGCCACGAAGGAUGAAAUCAUCGCUCGAGGAAGCUGUCAAUCGAGCCAGGACGUCGGCGAUGUUGCUCUACGGAGAAGACCCCGAAUCAUUUGCCACUACGGGACAGGUGAAUAUACCGGACACAUUUGCGGCUUCAUCCAGCAUUCCUCCAGAUCGGAGAGAAAUCUUGGAGGCUGCAGGAAUUCUGCCUCAGAAUGCUUCUCGCAAGUAUUUGACCCCAGUCACCGAGGGCAACGAGUCAAACCGCUCGGCCUCUUCAGUCGGGAAACGGCCGGGAACUGAGCAGUCGAAUCGCGGUCUUGACGAUUCCAGUCCCCUGCUCACCAUCCCUCGCGGUAUGAACGCCGGUUCUUCUGAAGCUUCGCCUGCCAUUUCCGACUUGUCUCCUCGGCCCUCUGUACCGAUGGAUGAACUCGACCAAUACGAUCAGGAACUUUUCUUCGCUAAACCUCGAAUGACCUGGUCUUCGCCGCUUGCAUAUCCUGCACCCCAUUCAGCUUCGCGAUCAAGUCCACGUUCUCCAUCCAAUUAUGCGGCCCGUAACCAGGGAGAUCGUGCCGGUGCAAACUCGCACGACCGGGAAUCUGGGGAUUCAGCCAUAUCGCGAAUGCUCAGUACGCCGACAACAGGCGAGGGUCAUCGGGCCUCGCAGGAUGUCAGCGCGGAGAAUGCUGGCGUCGAAGUCGCCACGCCUGUGCUCGCCUAUGGAGAAUACGGCUGGUCGCCCAACCGAGGUGACGGGUUGGAUUUGCCCUUCGAAAUGCGCGUCGUUGCAGCAUCCCCCAACGCACUGGACCGGCAAGCUAGUCAUGCGACGUUGCGCAAAGAGUUCGGUGAUGAAUACGCCCCCUGGACGAGGGAGGAGAACAAGCUGUUUCAAGGUUCGCCUUAUCAGACGCAGACUGAGGAUGGAAGCGAUGGGGAUUUUGUCUUUGGAGGAAGGCAGAGCUUGAUUCACAAAAGCAGUUCUGAGAAUACCUCACUUCACGUCGGAACAGUCCCUUCGGCCACGCCCGCUCACCGUUCGCCUUCCAUGGACCAACUGUCAAAUAAAAACGAGCGGGGACAUAUGCCUCGUGCGAGCGUGGUGCCCGAGUUUGUGAUAGGCGGAUCCCCCUCGACUUGUUUUCCUAGCCAGCCUCCCACCCCGAACGUCGACCAAAAAUUCACCACACCUGGCCUACCUCGUUUCGAAUCCGAUUCCAGUGCCAGCUCUGGUCGCUCGGUGACUAUGCCCGCAAAUCACUCUGCGACCCCGAGUCCCGAAACGCCGACCAAUCUGUUCCGCCAGCCUGGAGGGAUCGCCACGAUCGCCCGCGAAUUCCCAGCCCCACCUUCGCGGAGCGCAUCUUACCUCUCAAACGUAUACCCGGAGCCGGAGCAGGAAGACAAGAGGUCGACACCUGAUGGCCUCGCAACGAAACCGCCACCCAAAAAUGACCUGCCACUCCUUCCGCCUAUCCGACGCCUGGAGACUGAUUUUUCCGCAAUGACGGGAAACAGCUAUGCCACCGCCACGGAAGGCUACGAAACUGACGACAACGAUAGAUGAUGACCCGUAGGAUGCCCGCUGGCUCUUCUUGUAUUCGGAGACGUGAGCCAAAUUGAUUGUAUCGCUAGAUUCGCUGUGACCAGGUUUGCUACCAAUAUAUGAUGUUUCAUGCUGCUCAAUCUAUUUCCGAUCGCGAGCGUAGAACGUACAGAGCGAGGUGGAUCGAUCAUGACAGCUGAUCUACA